CGUCAGUACGUGACAAUCUAGCCAAGCUUUCCACAGUCUCUCUCUGCGCUCACUUACUCUGACCGGAUCGUCUGUACUUUGCUGCGUCUCAAUCGAUCACCACUCAAACCCUGGGAAAUCGUCAGUGUAGGCAUUGCAAGUAUAUGGGCGUAUCACCAUGGUUUCCUGUGCAUUAUUCGCGUGUAUAUAUAUAUCUCUAAUGCUAAAUUAUAGUGCCCAAGCUGACGAAGAUUAUGAUUACGUGGUAUCUACUAUGUACGGCAAGGUCCGUGGAUAUCGCAUACAAGUUACAGAGAAAUAUGUAGAUCAAUAUUUGGGUAUCCCGUAUGCCACGCCACCCGUCGACGAAUUACGUUUUAAACCAACCACACCUCAUCAACCAUGGAAAGGCACGUUGAAUGGUACACGGUAUGGUAAAGGGUGUAUGCAGUUACCAGAUACUCAAUUCGGCGAUUUUGAAGGUACUAAUAUGUGGAAUCCUAAUGUCUUACUUGAUGAAGAUUGUCUGUAUCUUAAUGUGUGGACACCACAUCCAAGACCAACUAAUGCUGCAGUUAUGGUUUGGAUUUAUGGAGGCGGAUUUGUAGCUGGUGUAGCCUCAUUGGAAGUAUAUCAUGGAGCUACCCUUGCUGCCACAGAGGGAACCAUCGUGGUGUCGUUCAACUACCGCGUUGCAUCAUUGGGAUUCUUCUACCUGGGUCACGAGGACGCGCCUGGCAAUAUCGGACUGCUAGACCAAGUAUUAGCUUUGCAGUGGGUUCAAGACAAUAUCAUUCAUUUUGGUGGCGAUCCUACUAGAGUUACAAUAUUCGGAGAAAGUGCUGGAUCUGUUAGUGUUGGAUUGCAUCUGCUCUCACCUGUGAGUCGCAAUUUGUUUGCGCGAGCUAUCCUUCAAAGUGGAACACCUAAUAAUCCCUGGGCCACUGUGACGGCAGACGAAGCUCGGCGUAGAAGUCUAAAAUUAUCCAAAGAAUUAGGAUGUUAUAAUGAACAUAGUAUGACCAAUAAUGAAGACAUUGCUUUGUGUAUGCGAAGGCAGGAUGCACGAGAUUUAAUAAGCAGUGAAUGGUUUGACGAUAUGCAUGGCAUUUAUCGUUUUCCAUUUAUACCAGUUGUUGAUGGGACGUUCCUCACAGAAACACCCCAAUCGUCAUUAGAAAGACAUGCAUUCAAACCUACCUCUGUCAUGCUUGGGACCAAUAAAGACGAAGGACCAUUUUUCAUCAUUUAUUAUGUACCAGAGUUUCGUUAUGACAAUGAGAGCUUAAUUGAUCGAUCUGUUUAUAAAAAGGCUAUAGACAUUGGUUUUAAACAUCUGAACAAAUUUGGGCGUGAUGCUGUUGCUUUCAGGUACAUCAACUGGUGGGACACUAAUGAAGGUGCUAUGUUACGUGAUGGAUUCAGUAAUAUGAUUGGUGAUGAAAACAUUCAUUGUCCUGCCCAAGAGUUUGCAUAUUCAUAUGCCACUGGCCAGGAGGAUGUGUAUUUAUAUUAUUUCACACAACGUGCAUCCAAUAGUUUGUUUCAUCCAUGGAUGGGAGUGCUACACGGUGAUGAAAUUGCAUAUGUAUUUGGACUGCCACUUCAUGAACAAGGUAAUUACUCAACUGGGGAUAUUGCUGUCAGUCGUCACGUCAUGAGAAGCUGGGCUAACUUUGCCAAAACUGGAAAUCCUAAUAAAUCUUCAUUGGACGAGGUGGUAGAAGAAAAGUGGCAGAAAUACACACCGUCAGAAAAACACAAUUUUGUGAUAAGUGCGGCAACCCUCCCAGAUGGAGAACCAAACUCAAGAGGUUCACGACUGGAUUACUGUGCAUUUUGGAGAGAAUAUAUUCCUAAUUUAGUUACAACUACUGCUGAUAUUAAAGAAGAAGAGCAAAAAUGGAAAGAGGAAUUCCAUCGAUGGAGCACUAAAUAUAUGGUGGACUGGAAAGCAGAAUUUAACCAUUAUGUUACUAACCGGGGACAAGGAUGUGAUGCGGAUGUCAACGAAUGAAAUGUCGAAACACUGAGAACUAAGGCACAAGCAUUCUGAUAGACAGACAUACAUAGGAACAUAUGGCGCUCAAUGCAUGUGUUUGGUUGACGAGAAGCACUCAUGUAUGUAGCUAGCUAGGUAAACAUGUGUGAUAUGAAUGAGUAGCGAAUAGGAUUAUGGGGUCCCGGCAAGGAAAGGCGCCCUGAUAGACAGAGACAGGGAGGCAGGUAUCAGUAUUACGAUUGUUGUCUGAGUAUAGGUCAUUCUC
This is a messenger RNA of Saccoglossus kowalevskii, 2246 nucleotides long. RefSeq names its product acetylcholinesterase-like. Gene Ontology annotation, molecular function: acetylcholinesterase activity. Lineage: Eukaryota; Metazoa; Hemichordata; Enteropneusta; Harrimaniidae. The record is from RefSeq and is a predicted model, not a curated record. Gene Ontology annotation, biological process: acetylcholine catabolic process; choline metabolic process. Gene Ontology annotation, cellular component: plasma membrane.